Messenger RNA from Fragaria vesca subsp. vesca, 741 nucleotides. RefSeq lists its product as uncharacterized. Lineage: Eukaryota; Viridiplantae; Streptophyta; Magnoliopsida; Rosales; Rosaceae. The coding region runs from base 1 to 741 and encodes 246 amino acids. The transcript has a single exon. The record is from RefSeq and is a predicted model, not a curated record. Gene Ontology annotation, biological process: defense response to other organism.
AUGGCCCCAAGAAAUUAUUCUAUCUCCAUGGCUCAAUACUGUUGUUGCGUUCUCAAACCGAUUCCUGGAGGGUUUUCGUGGCGAAAACUUCCCAGAUGGUUAAAAUGUCUGGUCUUGUGCAAGUGCAUAAUCGGCCACAUCACGUUCUGGUUUGGAGCGUUCCUAUUGAUUUUCUGGCUGGUCUUCCUUCCUCACGAGCCUAGAUUUACUGUUACGGAUGCCCCUCUAACCCAAUUCAUUUUCAGCAGCAGUGACAGCAGCACCGGUACUAAUCUUCACUACCACCUCGCCCUCAACAUCACCAUCAGAAACCCCAAUAGAAGGGUCGGCAUUUACUACCGCAGCAUGACAGUGUCUGCUAGCUACAGAAAGAAGAAGUUUGGCCUGGUAAAUUUGACGGAUCCGGUACCAUUUUACCAAGGCCACAAGAACACAACUCUCUUGCAUCAUCUUGUGCUUAAAGGGCAGCAGCAGUUGGUGAAAUUUGGGAAGCGUGACAUCUCCCAGUUUGACAAGGAGACUGUUGCUGGGGUUUAUAGUAUUAAUGUGCAGGUAACUUUUCGGGUCAACGUCAGGUAUGGAAAGAACAAGGUGAAGUUUUUGAAACCGGAAACCUACGAUGACCAACAUAUCAACUGCAAGCUGAAACUUCCUUUCAGUGUUACUAAUGAGACAUCUGGUAAUGGUUUCAAGGCUACAAAGUGCGAUGGUGUUGGUAUAUUCAAGGACUUACCAUACUGA